Panicum virgatum (switchgrass) is the source of this 2569-nucleotide messenger RNA. RefSeq lists its product as uncharacterized. Gene Ontology annotation, molecular function: DNA binding. The transcript is spliced from 9 exons. The record is from RefSeq and is a predicted model, not a curated record. Gene Ontology annotation, biological process: regulation of DNA-templated transcription. The coding region runs from base 118 to 1095 and encodes 325 amino acids. NCBI's taxonomy places the organism in Eukaryota, Viridiplantae, Streptophyta, Magnoliopsida, Poales, Poaceae.
AAUCCCGCCGGGCUUCACCAGCUUCACUUGCCCCUCUUCUCUCCAUGACGAUCGACCAGUCCACCUUUGUUUGAGCUGAAACCCAAUUCUUUCGUCCAGUUCAAAUCGGUGAACUCGAUGGGAAAUGGAACGACUUCACCGGUGAACUCGACGGGAAAUGAUGAGGUCGAUCGCACCCGGCUUGACCCAUGGCGUCUCCCGUCGUCCUACUUCCCCGUGGCGGAAAAGUCGAGCCGGCGGACACCUUCCGGAUUCUGGAGGGAGAUAAAAAGUGACAACACAAAAAUCCGUUCUGAUGAGUGGUCGUCCCAGACCCUCGGAAAGAGGACGACCUUGGAGUUCUGCCGCAACAACGGCACCAAUACGGACUGGGUCAUGCACGAGUAUUGCCUCUACAGGGCAGUACCAGCCUUUUCUCUCGAGAGCGGAAUCUACCGUAAGGUGUUCAAGAAAGACAGCUAUGAGCCCGCCUCUUGGUACCACGCGGACAACAAUGGAGGGAACCCCGUGCGUUACAACUCGGAACUGAUGGAUAUGUACGACACGCUGCGAGACGGCGACAAGCUCGCCCAGCGCGAGCCAUGGGAACUCCCACUCUACUUCAUCGUGAAAAAUAACUUGUCUAGGUCUAGCGUGCGGACAAAAUCUGGAGUCUGGAAUGAGAAGGAAGACGACCUCAUCGCCGUCCGUUCUCCAGAGUCGUCCUCGUCCACGACGACGACGACGACCCCGCCGUCCUACGUUGGGGUAAAGAAGACCUUCGAGUUCUCCCUCAACGACGGCACCAAGACGGACUGGGUCAUGCGCGAGUACCUGCAACUGCAACUCCACCACAACUGGAGCUAUCCAGCAGCCUCAUUUGUCCAGGACAAUGUGGUGUUGCGUAAGGUAUUCAGGAAAGGGGACACAGAACAUCAUGAGGACUCCUCAUCGCGUUACCGCUCUACGGAGAAAUACGUGGAAGCUUACGAAAAAGCAUGCUCCCGCGGUGAGCUCGAAAAUGAUACGCGGAGACUCAGUCACCUAGCAGACGAGUCAACGGCCGACCUAUGUUUCGUCUAUAGAAGGGUACGUACAGAGUUUACCGGACUGUGAAUCACGAUCUGUACCCGAGAUGCAAACAAGGACGACUGCGGAUCCUGAUGAAAGAGAGCACUUCACCGAGUUUUGUAGUGCCAAUGAUCCUGAUGAGGUGUAUGCAGCGUGCCGCCGCUGUGAUAAAGUGCUCAAGGCCCAUCCCAAGAAACAUGGCACCUCUCACCUCAUAGAGCACAUUCACACAUGCUCAAGCUGCACUAAUCCUUCCACCGACGAGGACCGAUAAAUGUUGCACCACCUUCGCACAGCGCUCGACAAUCCCUACGAGCAACAGAAAAUGAUGGAUGAGAAGCUUAACUGUCAAGAAGACCUCACCCAGCUGAACCCAUAUGAUCUCAUCAAGCUCACCACCGGCGGCACCCCCUGGUACAUCACGACCUCAUUCAACAGGCAAACACGUGAGGGCAUGUGGGUGGAGAAAAAUGAGGAGUUCGUUGCAAUCCGAAUGGAACAGCCACAAAUGUGGCAUGAGACCAGUGCGGUCCAGAUGGUGUAUCUGUCGCAAAAGCCGGUGACACCAGAGUACCCCGGGGUGAGGAGGACCCUAGAGUUCCGCAAUCAGGACGGCCGCAAGACAGACUGGUUCAUGCACGAAUACCAACGGAUCAUGCUCCAAUACCAACAGGUCGAUGAUAACAAGUCCCCUGCUCUGCUUCUCCAGGGGGGCAUGGUGAUUCGCAAGGUAUUCCGCUAUAACAAAGAUGCGUUCUUAUCUACUCUCAGUGAGUUGGACAGGUUCUUGAAUGGAGAUGAUAACGAUGAGGAGUACUUAAACGGUGAGGGCAUGAACACUACCAUUACCAAUACCACGUCCAGUGAUUACAUGGACAAUGCGGUCGAUAAGAAGCGCAAGAGGACUCGUCCCAAAUCUGAAGUUUGGAUGUACUUCACCCAGAUGCACAACACACGUGAUGUCCUGGUGUACGUAGUGUGCCACUCCUGUGACAGGGGGUUCACUAGUGGUCGCUCUACAAAUGGCACCUCUCACCUGUGGAGGCAUCACAGGUACUGCGCAAACAAGCGCCCUAGCACAGGAAAUGCGAAUGACGCCACUACUGAAUGGGAAACAAAAAUCAGGCCGGUGUUCCUAAACUUGAAGAACUAAGGAGAAACAGAGCAUCAGCCAUCAGGGAAGUGCUGAAGCUAGGAGCCAAGAAGAUGGGCCGCUUGUUGAUGAUUGGUAGAAUGGAGGCCGGGCUAAUGCGCUCAGAGAUUGUGCAUGCCCCCUUUCUGUUUUUCAGCUUUGUUUCAUCUUUAAUUCUGUCCUAAUAAAGUUAGUGCCGCUAUGGCUCACUUGUUGGGUUCUGUCUUAGAUUUUCUUACUCUUAUUUUUCUAUCUAUCCCCACAAUGUUUAGUAGCUGAGACUUACGUUGCCUGAUUUUGAUGUAUGAAUUAUGAAUUUAUGAUCAGGGAUGUAAUAUCUUUGAAUAUCUGAGAGAAAUGGAGGUUCAAUUUAGAGAUAGUACAACA